CGGGUGGUGAAAGGGCCCACAGCAACAAACACCCGUAUCCCUUUAUAAAGUCUGCCAGGGGCCCGACGGCGCACAUGUCCGCUAUAGCCCCAAGGCACACGGGGACCUCCUAAAACGUUUCAUUUCACAUCGUUCAGGAAAGCACGUCGUUUUAGACAUGCCACUCCGAAGUAUUUGGCCCUUUUGCAGGACGUUUGGUUGGAAUUGAGAGGUCAACACGAUGGGCAACCAAGACAACCUUGAGGAUGUGUUUGUUGCAGUCAUUCGGCCAAAAAGUCAAGUCAGUUUGAGCUCCAAGGAGUAUCGAGCGAAAGCCUUUGAGAUCCUGUUGAUAGAAGUGCCUUUAGAAGGGAAAGAGAAGAAAAGAAAAAAGGUGCUUCUGGCAACCAAGAUCCAAGCCGGGGGAGACAAAGCCAGAUCCAUUUUGGAUUAUGUUGAUGAAACAACCAAACCCAUAUCCAAUAACCAAGGCUUCAUAGGGAAGCGUGUGGUGCAUAUGAAGAAGUUUCCCCUGGAAGGAGACAAGGAAGGGCGAGAGGCCUCCCUUUUUGUCGUGCCAGUCAGUGUCAAAGACAACAGCAAGCCAGUCUACAAUCCAGGGAGCCCGAGCUUCUACUGCUUCCAGGACAUCAUGCGCGUGUGCAGUGAAACCAGCGCUCACUUCUCCUCCAUCACCUCCAAGAUGCUUCUGGCUUUAGACAAAUGGCUGGCAGAGCAACACAACGUGCCUCUUGCCAUACCGGCUCUGUUCCGACCGGCCCCUGUGGAGCGGGUGAAAACCAAUGUCAGCAACCCAGCCUAUACAACCGAAGGCAAACUCAGCGAGGAGGGCCUACACAUAGGUUAUACUGCCUUGGAGAUCAAGAGUAAGAUGAUGUCUCUGGAGAAGGCGGACAUGUGUGUCGUCAACCCACUCUAUGGCUCUGACCUGCAGUACACCAACCGGGUAGACAAAGUCAUAAUCAACCCAUAUUUUGGACUUGGAGCUCCAGAUUACUCCAAGAUCCAGAUCCCCAAAAGGGAGAAGUGGCAGCAUGGUCCCAACAGCGUGGCCGAGGACAAGGAACACCAGUGGGUGGAUGACUUUCCGCUCCACCGUAGCGCCUGUGAGGGAGACACAGACCUGCUCUCCAAACGUCUGGACAGUGGGUUUUCGGUCAAACAGCUGGACAGUGACCACUGGGCUCCCAUCCAUUAUGCUUGCUGGCACGGUAAAGUUGAGGCGACCAAGCUGUUACUGGAGAAAGGUAACUGUAAUCCUAACUUGCUAAAUGGCCAGCUCAGCUCCCCGCUUCACUUCGCUGCCAGGAGAGGACACGCAGAGAUAGUCCAGCUCCUCCUGCAGCACCCUGAGAUCGACCGGCACAUUGAGGACCAGCAGAAGAAAUCACCACUUCAGGUGUGUGAGGAGAACAAGCAGAACGAAUGGGAGGAGACGGUGAAGCUACUGCAGCAAGCCAACAGCAAACCUUACGAGAAGGUGCGCAUCUACCGCAUGGACGGCUCGUAUCGCUCGGUGGAGCUUAAGCACGGCAACAACACGACAGUGCAGCAGAUCAUGGAGGGCAUGCGAUUGUCUCAAGAGACCCAGCAGUACUUCACCAUUUGGAUCUGUUCCGAGAACCUCAACCUGCAGUUGAAGCCCUACCACAAGCCGCUGCAGCACCUGCGGAUGUGGACGGAGAUUGUGACGGACCUCACAGUGCUGGACCCCCAGAGGGAAAACCCGCAGCUGUUCCUCCGCAGGGACGUCCGCCUGCCUCUUGAAAUUGAGAAGAAGGUGGAAGACCCCCUGUCCAUCCUGAUCCUGUUUGACGAGGCACGCCACUGUCUGCUUAAGGGCUUCUUCCCCUCCCCAGACAACAAGCUGAUCACGCUGGCCAGCCUUCUCCUGCAGAUCAUCUACGGCAACUACGAGAGCAAGAAGCACAAGCAAGGAUUCCUCAAUGAGGAAAACCUUAAGUCUAUUAUGCCAAUAUCCAAGGUGAAGAGCAAAGCAUAUCAUUGGACAAGCAGGAUUCUCCAUGAAUACAAGGCCCUCAGCACCAGCGAGGGUGUUAGCAAGGAGAUGCAUCAUCUCCAGCGGCUGUUUCUGCAAAACUGCUGGGACAUCCCUACCUAUGGAGCUGCCUUCUUCACAGGCCAGGUGUACACCAAAGCCAGUGCCAGCAACCACAAAGUCAUCCGUGUAUUUGUAGGCGUCAACACAAAAGGCUUGCACCUCAUGAAUAUGGAGACCAAGGUCCUUCUCAUCAGUUUAGAGUACGGUGCUUUCAUGUGGCAGCUUGGACACGCUGACCAGUACUUCCAGAUCCACAGUGUGGAAAACAAAAUGAACUUCAUUGUGCACACUAAACAGGCCGGCCUUAUUGUGAAACUGUUAAUGAAACUGAGUGGACAGAUGACUCCAAAUGAUAAAAGCUUGUCAGACAAGUAUGCUUAUGGCUGAAGAACUGUUGGAGAUGGCACCACUGUCCACGAUGCGAGUGUGGCUUGCUUUUGUUCAUUAGAACUACAGUAAAUGUAUAUGGAGAGGGACACGAGGGCUACGGGUCGAAACUGGUGCCACCAGAAAUUUAAUUCAAAGCCGUCUUAAUUUGUGAUGCUCAUGCUGAAUUAUUUUAUUCCACAACUGAAUUUGAAUUUGCUUUGAUUAGAUUUCAAUAUUGAAUGUAGUGGUUUAAAAUAAAAGUCGUUAAUAUGUUCUGCACUGCCAACUUCCUAAUUUGCUAGCUGGUUACCACAGAUGAGCUGUAAGAAAUAAGAAAAUUAAAGUUAAAUGCAAUGGAGACUAAACUCAAAAUUCAAACUAUUCAAUUCCAAAUUAUGAAAUACAAAUUCAAGCUCUGCUAUUGAAAUUCGUAUUUAUGUCUCAAACCAUCAAUUUGAAAUAUUGCAAUAUAAUUUCUGGGGGUACUAAUUACCACCCAUUGAGGGCUCUGACCAAAAGCAUCAUUUUGUAUAUUAUAAAGAUAUAUUAUAAAGGUUUCACAGCUUAACAUUGUUUUUUUUUUUGCAAUGCUUGAAAUUGUACAUUAAAACCCUGUAACUUUUUCGUUGAAUGUAAAUAUGUUAAUUUAAUACUCUAGUAGUUCAUUUUAAUAAAAUGAAUAUUGU
Messenger RNA from Lampris incognitus (smalleye Pacific opah), 3117 nucleotides. It is a transcript of the gene krit1, whose product is annotated as KRIT1 ankyrin repeat containing. The transcript has 17 exons. NCBI's taxonomy places the organism in Eukaryota, Metazoa, Chordata, Actinopteri, Lampriformes, Lampridae. Gene Ontology annotation, biological process: negative regulation of angiogenesis; cell redox homeostasis; regulation of establishment of cell polarity. Gene Ontology annotation, cellular component: plasma membrane; cytoskeleton. Gene Ontology annotation, molecular function: protein binding. The record is from RefSeq and is a predicted model, not a curated record. Bases 221 to 2449 code for a protein of 742 amino acids.